Messenger RNA from Hordeum vulgare subsp. vulgare (domesticated barley), 952 nucleotides. RefSeq lists its product as uncharacterized. The coding region runs from base 262 to 573 and encodes 103 amino acids. The record is from RefSeq and is a predicted model, not a curated record. The transcript has a single exon. Lineage: Eukaryota; Viridiplantae; Streptophyta; Magnoliopsida; Poales; Poaceae.
GGCCUGUGGACGCAUGGCCAUGGCCCAUGGGGUGCACCAUUGCCACCCCCACCCACAUAAAAACCCCGCCUGCUACCCUCUCCUCCGGCUUUUACCCCUCUUUGACUCCACUCCACUCCACCACCCGGCUCCUCCUCCACCACCGCCCUCACACGCCAAGACAAGCACACUUGUUAGUUAAGCUUCGGAGAGCGAGCUUGCUUUCUUGCUUGGGUGCUCGCCGUGCCGCGCCGGCUGUGGAUCGAUCGAUCGUGCCGGCUCAUGGGCAGGCAGCGGCGGUGGUCACGGGCGGCGCUCGUCGCGUGCCUGGUGCUUAUCGCCGCCGCGUGCGCCGAGUCGGCGCGCCCGGGGCCUCUGGUGGCGGCGAGCGAAGGGCUUCCUGCCGGCGAGAGCGAGAGCGCGAGCGGCACAAGUGGUACCGACGGCCCGCGGAGGAGCGCGUUCGACGUGCUGGUGGAGGGGCUCGUCAGCAUCGGGCUGGGCCGGCGGUGGCGCGCCGGCGACGGGGUCGGGCUCGUGGAAGGCGACAAGCGGCGCGUGCCGACGGGGCCCAACCCGCUGCACAACAGAUGAGUACGUUCCAUGUAGCUAGGGAGCUAAUCACCCGUUAGCUUUGGACCUCGUGGUGUCCGCCACUGAUGGCAGUGGCCGUGGCCGCGCGUGGCGACGGCGACGGCGAGAGGAGCGGAGGAGGGGGAGGAGAAGAAUGGGAAGGAGAAGAGAGGAUAGGAGCUUGUAGUAUUGCUGUUCCCUUCUGCUUCCCUUUCUUCUUUUUCCCCCUUGAUGAUUUUUCUUCUUCUUCUUUCUGCUAGCGAGUAGUACCUUUUUGUUGCUUGUCUUUUGCCCUUAUUAUUUUCUUGUGUCCUUGAUUGGUUUGUGAAGUUGGACAGCAAGGCCAUUCUGUUGGUUGAAAGAGAUACAUAUAUCAGUAUACUUCUUUGUUUGCUUGCUC